AUGUCGUUCCCCAACCUAGACAAGGCCACCCUGGGCUAUGUAAUAGAAUUGGCCAAGAACAAGAAUAUCUUGGCUGGCACUGCUGCAGCGCUCUUGAUAAGCUUGAUCCCGCGAUUUAACUCAUGGCUUACCAGGAGGAAGGUCAAUAAUUACCUUACCGACAGCGGUUGGGACUGGGCAAAAGAAAUCGUUGUUGUUACUGGCGGUAGCAGUGGCAUUGGCAAAGAGAUUGUCCUCAAGCUUGUAAAGAAGCACAUCAAGGUCAUCAUUGUUGAUCUGAAUGCUCCAAGCUAUCAACUUCCCCCCAGCGUGUCUUUCUGCUCAGCAGACCUUUCUGACCCCGUUGAAAUCUCCAAAGUGGCCAAGCACAUUGUAUCUGAACAUGGAGACCCGACCGUUCUCAUUAACAACGCCGGAAUCGGCAACGCCAUGUCCAUCCUCGCUUGUCCCGAGUCCAAGAUCCGCAAAGUCUUCGACGUAAAUAUGAUAGCACCGAUACUGCUUGUGAAGCAUUUCCUGCCUGCUAUGAUACGACGAAACCACGGUCAUGUCGUCAACGUUGGAAGUCUGGCUUCUUUUGCCACGCAGGCCAGUAAUGUCGAUUACGGGUGUACCAAGUCUGGACUCCUCGCGUUCCACGAGGGUUUGCUACAGGAGCUGAGGCAUAUUUAUAAGGCGCCACUGGUGCGAGCAAGCAUCAUCCAUCCGACUUGGGUGAAGACACCGUUGAUCGCGGACCUCAUCGCUAAGGGGAAAAUGAAGGAUACCACGAUAUCUGCAGAGUCUGUCGCUGAUAGUGUUGUGAACCAGCUUUACACUGGGUAUGGGGCUCAAGUCGUUGUACCAAACUCUUCAGCUUGGACUUCCAUGAUACGCGGGUUCCCCGGUUGGAUCCAGGAAGGCUUGAGAGAUAAGGUGUCCGUUGGGCUUCUAAAUGCAAUGGAUAGUUGA
Messenger RNA from Fusarium odoratissimum NRRL 54006, 951 nucleotides. RefSeq lists its product as uncharacterized. Gene Ontology annotation, molecular function: oxidoreductase activity, acting on the CH-OH group of donors, NAD or NADP as acceptor. The record is from RefSeq and is a predicted model, not a curated record. NCBI's taxonomy places the organism in Eukaryota, Fungi, Ascomycota, Sordariomycetes, Hypocreales, Nectriaceae. The coding region runs from base 1 to 951 and encodes 316 amino acids. The transcript has 3 exons.